Molecule: messenger RNA, 3698 nt
Organism: Labrus mixtus (cuckoo wrasse)
Lineage: Eukaryota; Metazoa; Chordata; Actinopteri; Labriformes; Labridae
Gene: lrrc41
Product: leucine rich repeat containing 41
Exons: 10
Coding region: 494-2452 (652 amino acids)
Source: RefSeq, a predicted model, not a curated record
AUGCUGAAUAGGUCACAGUAAUUUGAACAGUACUCUCUACAUAUCACCGGGACACACACAUCUGGUCUCUUUGCAGGAACAGUUGACUUACUAAUUGUAGAAAGUUUUUGUCAGAAAUGGAGAGACAGAGAGAGAGAGGGACUCGUAAGGAGACAUUUAAAAAGUGUUUGGACCGUGGUGAAAGAGGGAGAGGCAGAAGAAUUGUCUUUGAAUUUUGACACUAGGAGCAACCUCUUAGUAUUUAUGAGGCUUCGUGAAUCUGGUCCCUGGUCUGUUGAGGAGGAUUUAGAAAUGUGAUGAGUGGUUUAAUCCAGCAGGGGGCAGUAAUGCGACCUCUUGGAUGAAAUCUACCGCUAAAACACCAAAGAAGAAGAAGAAGCCGGUGGAACUGUUUACUAUCAGCACAGUCUGUUGGUCGGGCUCUGUUUUAUUGUUUUAUUGUUUUAUUGACCUCUCUUUGACUGUAGAAAACUAAACUCAUGAGAACUAAACAAUGACUGGCGGCAAAGCAAAGCAGAGAAACCUGAAGCAGGUUUGUUUCCGAGCUGUGAGGACACAUUUCGAUGCUAUAGGACUGGAAGGUGUUCUUGGUCUUCCAACGCCUCUCAUAAGGGAUCUUCUUCCUCACCUGACCAUAUGCCAGCUGGAUGAACUCCAGCCUGCUCUGAAUCAGAGAGGGAUAUCAACGUACUCUGGAUGGAUCGGGAUCCUGCUGGAUAUGUGCAGACCUGAACAGGCUGUGGGUCUCCACACUGAAGAGGAGGCCAAACACGAGGUCAUGAAGUGGCUGUUUACAUUCGUCUUCUAUGGCUUCACUAACCCGUUUGUCAAAAGGAACCUCGCCAAUCUGAACACCCCCUCCUUCCUGUGGGCUGCAGCUAAAUGCCUCACCAGUUUCACGCUUCUCGGGAGUCCAGGCAGUCACAAGAAACUUCAGUGGUUAAUGGACGAGCAGCGGCCGCUUCUGAACCUUUUUGAAAAGCGAAUGAAAACUGUGAAAAUUGUAUCAAACGUCAUGGAUCUCUCAAAGAAGGGCAAUCAGACCGCGCUGUAUAUCUUUCACCGCCUGGCCGACCACGGGGUGGCCGACACAGUUCUUGUACACAGUGACUGUCCCGUGCUGCUGGCCUGGAUCCUCUAUGGAAGGGGAACUCAGCAUGUAUCCCCCGAGCUCAUGAACCUAAUGCACGCCAGAAAGGAGAGCGGUAUUCCACAAGACACUUCAGUCAGAGAAGGCGGGCCCAGUUGCAGCUCUGGUCUUGUUAGCAGUGCCUCAGCUGAUCGGGAUGAUGAAGCAACGCCAUGCAAACGUCCAAAGAUCAGCUUUGUGUCAUCGGAGGAGGAGAAAUCUGGAGUAGCUAACGUGGUCGUAGAACAACAGAUUCUCUGUCGAGCCUUCGCUCCAUGUGAUGGCCCCUCAGCAGGGACUUGUCCAAGGGGCCAGAUUAAACAUCUGGAGUUAAAUAACUGUAGGUCAGACUCCUUUAGAGUGCUGACCGACGCCCUGCCCACCUUUUUCUGCCUUUGUUCUCUGAUCCUGCACAGCUCUUGGACCUUCACAGACUCAGAUAUAUUGUCCCUGGCUAGAGCACUGAGGCGACUGUCUGAGAGCUCCCGCAGCUCCCUGACUGACCUGAGCAUCAGUGCCCUGCCCUACGCCAAACUCAUGGAGACCCUGCUGAAUGCCAGCUCCAAAGUGAAGUCGCUGCAUGUGGAGAUCCAUACCGUGGUCCCUUAUUCCCGGCUUGCAGAGUCAGACACCAAAGAGCUGCCUCUGGAGAAACUCACAGUCAAAGUCACUGAGGUCCAAACAGAUAUGCAGCUUUUCACGUCGGUGCUGAGGCGCUGUCCAAAUCUCACAACACUUCACGUAGCCGGGAUGAGAUUACCAACGGGCUCCUCUCAGAAGCGACUCCUGACCACUCUGUCAGAGUCCAACCAUCACUUGAAGAUUCUUCAUUUGGAGGACAUGAAGCUGUCUGACUGUCUCCCGGAGAUCUUAAAUCUUCUCAAAGUCUGCAAGUUGGAAGAGCUGCGGUUGAAUGACUGCCGCCUCCUUGAGAAGUGGAGUGACAAAGAGGAGAGUUUGAGGCAGUUGGUGACGGCUGUAAAGAAAGUGCCUUCUCUUCACACACUCAGCCUGGCUCAGAAUCGACUAGCCAGGAACGUGUGCGUCCUGUCGGAGCUGUUCUCAGGAUCUUCAGCGAGCUCAGUGAACAGACUGAACAUCAGCUCCAACUUCAUCCAGCCUGCUGAGCUGCUGGAGUUUGCAGACACACUGAGGACUCAUCGCCCCCCACACCGACUGACCCUUGACCUCAGGAAAAACCCAGGAGACCGGGACCCCGACACGUGGGACACUGCACUGAAGAGACUCCGCCCAUUCGGUGUUGUACUUGUUGAAGGAUGGGUAUCCACCCACACGAUGGCCGACCACAUCAGCAACAUGUGAACGAGGCGGCUCUCUCCCUGUUGGACUGAAAUUAAGCUUUUUUUAGAUUUUCUCUCUGAUAGAAAAAGGACUGUGAUCAGUGAGAUGUCAGUUUGGAUGCUUUAACAUUUUCUGGACCUGCAGCUUUCGUUCCUUACCAUACAUACCUACAGUGUGUGCACAAAGGAAGUGUUCUGUGCUUAUUGUAUCCAUAGUGACAUCAGAGAAGUGGAUGAAUCUGUACGGCUGGUUUGGUUAUUUAUUUUUCACACGUCAUUUAAUUUUUAUGCCGUAAAACUUCUAUCAAUGAACCCAGGCUUUUAUCUACUUAAUCCAUGAAAUGAGCCGGCCUUUAUUUGGUACAGGCGUCAAUUCAAGGCAAACCUUUACUUAAACAUCUUAAAGGUCACAUAUUCUCCUCCUCUUCUUCAGUUUAAAUAAGUCUCAGAGCUCCUCAAAACAUGUGUGUGAAGUUUCUUGUUCUAAAUCCACUCUGAUCCUGUAUUUGAUCAUGUCUAUAAACCCCUCUAUUUCAGCCCUGCUCAGAACAGGCUGUUUCUGUGUCUGUACCUUUAAAUAUGUAAAUGAGCUGUGUCUGACCACGCCCCCUUUCUGGAAGGACUUGGGUGUCUUGGUCUUUCUCGCUCCAUGUCCUAUUGUUUACGGUGAGAAGGCAGACUCAGAGGGCAGAACAAACACCUAGCUGUGGGAGUGUCACCCACCUGGGGGAGGGGCUACUGCCCUUUGUGAUGUCAUGAAGGGAAAAUCUCCAAACGGCCUGUUUGAGCACACAUUUUCUGAAAAGUGGAGCAGGAAGAAGACGGAGAGGAUGGACUUUUCUCAUCAUUGGGGGGUUUGUAGACAGACUAGAGACACAUGUUAAGAGUUAGAGGAACAUGGGGAAGAGGAUUUUGAAUAUGUGACCUUUAAGUUACAAACCAAGAAUUUGAUGUUGCUUUUUAAGACCGUACGCUGCACUAGCUUCAUUCUGUCUUGAUGUUGAGGUAUUCUGUGAGUCUUGCUGCUUUAUCUCCGUAUAUUCAAUCCACAGCGACCUCUAACGAAGAGCUGCCUUUAUUGGUUAAAACAUGUGGCUACACCAGGCAGGUAAAAGGGGCGGGGCCUUGAAUUGGGAUGGGUGUUUAUUAGAAGUUUUACGGUAUGUUACAUGAAAUAUGUUGCUGAAUUUGUUCUCUUGUUUUGAAGUGAAACAGCAGCCCGUGUUAGUUUGACAUUUGAAUCUUUUAUUAAACCAACAUCUGUUACA